AUUCAGCAGGUUGAGGGUAUAUAGUCGGUAUAUUAUCGGGCGAUAGGAUUCAAUUGCAGACUGAAGUCACUGUCAACAGAAUUGCUUCCACUUAGCGCUGCCCGGACUAUGGGCGACAUGUCUGCGUCUGCAGCAGCUACAAAUCGCUCGUAUUUAACGAGAAGUCGUUUAUGUUCCCUCCGCGGAGACUUUGGCCGGCGUCAUCUCAGCGAUCAGCCUCUAGAGGGCGCGUGUGAGUCGCGUCUCCAAGCGAAAAAAAAGUUUACAUGUCUGAAAGUGACGCAAAGAUGUCUUAAAGAGCCCUGUGGCGGUGGAUUUAUCUGCAGAUCAGACCAUGUGAGGGGGGAUUGGUGUACAAAAAGCUCUGCAACAUGCUGAUCCCUACACUGUUGCAGCUGAGAUCUCAAUGAGCAGGUGGUGGAGUGGGGACAGCACAGCCCUAGCCUGGAACACUUUCAUACCUGCUUCUUGCACAGGGGAUACUCAGGGUUUGGCAUCUGAAGACUUGAAAGCCCCUUCCAAGCAACAAAGGUUAUAUUUAUUCACCAAAGUGCCAAUGGGAAUCAGCCAAAACUCUACAUAAUCAAGAGGAUGGACAGAAAACCGACCUGCAUGGAGAGCCCAUCCCUUGGUUCUGAAAAGGAACCUCUGACCUGCAGGGCUCGGUCAGAGUGUAAAAAGGACAGUCAGCUACUGAGGAACUGCAAACCCUCAUUGCGUCUCUCUGAAGAGCUCAACAAGGUGCAUCCCAGUCCAGGAGAACGAGGAGAACCAGGGCAUAUAUCCAACAAAUACUUGGCUGUGCAGAGUCCUGAGGCCCCUUGCAAUGGCAUGAGAAAUGGCGGCGAUGAAGGCUCAGCCCCUACGCUUACUGUCCUUCCAGCUUGUAGAGCUGAGAUACAGCAUCUGCAAACGGAAAAAGGAGAGAGAGAGACAUGGAGUAAAAAAAUUGACUUUCUUCUAUCUGUUAUUGGAUAUGCUGUGGACUUGGGAAAUGUGUGGAGAUUUCCUUACGUCUGUUACCAGAAUGGAGGAGGGGCAUUUCUUAUCCCAUAUGUGAUCAUGGCUGUUUUUGGUGGGAUCCCAUUGUUUUAUAUGGAGCUGGCCAUAGGGCAGUAUCACAGGAAUGGUUGUAUUUCUAUAUGGAGAAAAAUCUGUCCCUUAUUUAAAGGAAUUGGCUAUUCUAUCUGCAUGAUCGCUCUUUAUGUAGCAUUUUAUUACAACACCAUUAUGGCCUGGGCCCUCUACUACCUCAUGUUCUCAUUCCGCUCUGAGCUGCCCUGGACCAGCUGCCUCAAUGAGUGGAACACGGCCAACUGCACCAACUACUUCCAAAACAGCAGCGUCAGCUGGUCCAACAGCUCCAUCUCCCCAGCGGAGGAAUUUUACACCCGGCAAGUGCUUCAGAUACACAAGUCAAAAGGUCUGCAUGAUCUUGGGGGAAUAAGCUGGCAGCUCACUCUCUGUCUGCUCCUCAUAUUUACGGUCGUCUACUUCAGCAUAUGGAAAGGGGUGAAGACAUCUGGCAAGGUGGUGUGGGUUACUGCUACGUUUCCUUACAUUGUGCUUGCCCUCCUGUUAAUACGAGGAGCUACGCUUCCCGGUGCUUGGAGGGGAGUUCUUUUCUACCUGCAGCCCGACUGGGAGAAGCUUCUAACGACUGCGGUUUGGGUGGAUGCUGCCGCACAGAUAUUUUUCUCUCUUGGCCCAGGCUUCGGAGUAUUACUGGCAUUCGCCAGCUAUAAUAAAUUCCACAACAACUGCUAUCAGGAUGCUCUGAUUACCAGCACAGUAAACUGUAUGACAAGUUUCAUGUCUGGGUUAGUCAUUUUCACUGUCUUGGGCUACAUGGCAGAAAUGAGGAAUUUGGAUGUCUCAGAAGUGGCCAAAGAUACAGGUCCCAGCCUAUUGUUCAUCACUUAUGCCGAAGCCAUUGCAAAUAUGCCGGCGUCAACCUUCUUUGCCAUUCUAUUCUUUCUGAUGCUAAUCACUUUGGGGCUGGAUAGCACGUUUGCAGGGCUGGAGGGGGUCAUAACCGCAGUGCUGGAUGAAUUCCCACAUAGAUGGGGAAAGCGCCGAGAGCUGUUCGUCUUCCUUCUGAUCUCGGCCUGCUUCCUGGGGGCCCUUUCCACGCUAACAUUUGGUGGUGCCUACAUGGUGAAGCUGUUUGAGGAAUAUGCCACUGGCCCCGCAGUACUGACAGUUGUGUUUCUGGAGGCAAUUGCUGUGUCUUGGUUCUAUGGAAUCAACCAGUUCUGCAGAGAUAUCAAGGAGAUGCUGGGCUUCACUCCUGGAUGGUUCUGGAAGAUCUGCUGGGUGGCUAUCUGCCCCUUGUUCCUCCUGUUCAUCAUUUGCAGCUUCAUGUCCAGCCCUCCGGAUCUACGGCUCUUUAAUUACCAUUAUCCCAGCUGGACUGUUGUGCUAGGCUAUUGCAUUGGGACGUCCUCGUUCAUCUGCGUUCCUGCGUACAUGGUGUACCUACUCACAAGCACUCCUGGCUCAAUAAAAGAGCGCUUUUUGAAGAGCAUUACCCCAGAGAUAUCUACAGAAAUCCCCCUCGGUGGCAUCCACAUGAACGCUGUUUAACCCAAAGGAAGCCUCUUCACCAGUCCACUUUACAAACUCUACAUACUCCAUUCUGUGCCUAAGGGAAACUCACACCAUGGACUCUUCACCAUUCAUACUCCUCCACUUAUGGAGAUUCACUUCCCUGAGAGGCAGGUUGCACUCAUUUCCUGCUGAAUAUUUUCAACGGAGAGUUGGCA
Xenopus laevis (African clawed frog) is the source of this 2765-nucleotide messenger RNA. It is a transcript of the gene slc6a4.L, whose product is annotated as solute carrier family 6 (neurotransmitter transporter), member 4 L homeolog. Gene Ontology annotation, molecular function: serotonin binding; serotonin:sodium:chloride symporter activity. Bases 592 to 2586 code for a protein of 664 amino acids. The transcript has 14 exons. The record is from RefSeq and is a predicted model, not a curated record. Gene Ontology annotation, cellular component: synapse; membrane; presynapse. Gene Ontology annotation, biological process: sodium ion transmembrane transport; amino acid transport; neurotransmitter transport. NCBI's taxonomy places the organism in Eukaryota, Metazoa, Chordata, Amphibia, Anura, Pipidae.